Messenger RNA from Durusdinium trenchii, 1407 nucleotides. NCBI's taxonomy places the organism in Eukaryota, Dinophyceae, Suessiales, Symbiodiniaceae. The record is from the annotation of a GenBank genome assembly.
AUGGCUUCAAAGCUAUUCUGUACACUUGGCCGGCUGCUGCAAGGCAUCCAGCUGCAGGCGGUGGUCCGGAGGUCUCCACUUGCAAAGUUCUUGUUCUCCUCCAAGCAGGAGGACGCUAUAUGCAUCGCCAGUGAUGACCUUUUGAGCAUUGAUGAGAGUUCAAAUGAAUCCAUGUUGGGCGACUCUGUGGUGGAGUUGAAUCAAUCAGCUGGUUGCGAUGUGAUGAAAACUGUUCCUGAAACUAGCAGUGGGGCCGAAGUGUGUGGACAUCAUGAUGAUGAUGAUGAUGACUUUCCAGCCGAAACUCGUUCUCAUCCCGCCGAAGUUCCAAGCCACAGAACUUUAUUCACUGGGACGAACCGACCCAUUCCGCCAGGCUGGAGGGCUACUCUUUUUCGCCCUUCAACCUUUUGGAAAAUUCAGAAAACACUGAUGGCAGAACAAAUUGAAGCUGGGUCGCUGAGCUUCUCAGUGGAGGGAGUCCUGGUGCAUCUAGACCUGCUGAAAAGCUCUUCCAGAAGACGUGUUGAGAUUUCAAAUGCUGUGGCAGAGCACCUGACUGGUGGAGUGCUGUGCGACACCAGAAUUCUGCAACAUGGCAGGCUUGUCCGGGUCUCUGCAAACGCCACCUACAUGCUGAACUUGCCUGUAGAAUCAGAGGGCAAUCAAGGACGCAUCCUAUCUCUUGGCGGCAGCACCUUCUUUAAUUUUCUUCUCAAGCAGUGGCAGCCGAUGUCCCGUCUUGGCGCUUACAUGCCAGGAAGGAAUGUGCUGUACUGUUCUUUUACACCUGCAGAUGAUGCGCUUUUUGUCAAAGUUGGAUAUCACGCCUUGGGUGAUGAGAGGAGGGAGUCCAUUAUUCGCUAUGUCGAGAAGAAAACAGAGAGGUUGCGGAUCACAAAUCGUGCUGGAGCUGGGCUUUUUGUGAUGCCAUUGCCAAAAACUCAUGAUUGUUUUGCUGAUCCUGCAAAAGCUGCGGAGGAGUCGCUAAAGUCCGCGAUUCGCUCCAGCUCUCGUUUAGAGGCAAGCCCAAGUAGUCGCAAUGGUGAGCUUGUGUCGUUCAGCGGAUCUUUGGAGUACUAUUUCAUCAAAGCACAACCAGGUGAAGGAACAUCCUUGCAGGCAUUGGUUCAUGCGUUACAAGACUUUACCGGGAACCCGUGUCUCAAGCCUCUUCGGAGUGUUAUGACUCCAGGGCCAUUCAGAGCAGGAAGACGCUUUUUGCAGGAUUGGCGUGGGCCUUAUCAAAACGUCUCAAACUCGACAUUUCCGCUGCCCCGUAUGUCCAACAUGUGCAGCCGCCAGAAAGUCGGAAGAUUUGCUCGGGUCUCCCAUCUCUCAAAAUGUUUGUCUCGAGGGGCUUUGCCAGCUGGAAAACGGCGGCGCAGAGCCCUGUCAUGCCCAUAA